GGGCGGCGGCGCCUGCCGAGGGCAAGGUGGUGUGCAGCAGCCUGGAGCUCGCGCAGGUCCUGCCCCCCGACACGCUGCCCAACCGCACGGUCACCCUGAUUCUGAGUAACAAUAAAAUAUCCGAGUUGAAGAAUGGCUCGUUUUCUGGGUUAAGUCUCCUUGAAAGAUUGGACCUCCGAAACAACCUUAUUAGUAGCAUCGAUCCAGGUGCCUUUUGGGGACUGUCGUCACUAAAAAGAUUGGAUCUGACAAACAAUCGAAUAGGCUGUCUGAAUGCAGACAUAUUUCGAGGACUCACAAACCUGGUUCGGCUAAACCUUUCAGGGAAUUUGUUUUCUUCAUUAUCUCAAGGAACGUUUGAUUACCUUGGCUCCUUACGUUCUUUAGAAUUUCAGACGGAGUACCUUUUGUGCGAUUGUAACAUAUUGUGGAUGCAUCGCUGGGUAAAGGAGCGGAACAUCACUGUGCGAGACACAAGAUGUGUUUAUCCGAAAUCCCUGCAGGCCCAGCCCGUGACAGGUGUGAAGCAGGAGCUGCUGACCUGCGAUCCUCCCCUUGAAUUGCCAUCUUUCUACAUGACUCCAUCUCAUCGUCAAGUUGUGUUUGAGGGAGACAGCCUUCCCUUCCAGUGCAUGGCUUCAUAUAUUGACCAGGAUAUGCAAGUGUUAUGGUAUCAGGAUGGGCGAAUAGUUGAAACUGAUGAAUCGCAAGGUAUCUUUGUUGAAAAGAACAUGAUUCACAACUGCUCGCUGAUUGCAAGUGCCCUAACCAUUUCUAAUAUUCAGGCUGGAUCAACCGGAAAUUGGGGCUGUCACGUCCAGACCAAACGUGGGAACAAUACGAGGACUGUCGACAUCGUGGUCCUAGAAAGUUCAGCCCAGUAUUGUCCUCCCGAGAGAGUGGUGAACAAUAAAGGGGAUUUCAGAUGGCCCAGGACGCUGGCAGGCAUCACUGCUUAUUUGCAGUGCGCUCGGAACUCCCACGGCACCGGGAUCUACCCGGGAAAUGCACAGGACGAGAGAAAAGCCUGGCGCAGGUGUGAUCGAGGCGGCUUGUGGGCCGACGACGACUAUUCUCGCUGCCAGUACGCAAACGACGUCACUAGAGUUCUUUACAUGUUUAAUCAGAUGCCGCUCAAUCUCACCAACGCUGUGGCUACGGCCCGACAGUUGCUGGCUUAUACCGUGGAGGCGGCCAACUUCUCUGACAAGAUGGAUGUCAUCUUUGUGGCUGAAAUGAUAGAAAAAUUUGGAAGAUUUACUAAAGAGGAAAAGUCAAAAGAGCUGGGUGACGUGAUGGUCGACAUUGCAAGUAACAUCAUGCUGGCUGAUGAGCGUGUCCUGUGGCUGGCGCAGAGGGAGGCGAAGGCCUGCAGCAGGAUCGUGCAGUGUCUCCAACGUGUCGCCACCUACCGGCUGGCGAAUGGGGCUCAUGUUUAUUCAACAAACUCCCCCAACAUUGCGCUGGAAGCGUACGUCAUCAAGGCUGCUGGCUUCACGGGGAUGACAUGCACCGUGUUCCAGAAAGUGGCCGCCUCUGACCGCUCGGGGCUUUCUGACUAUGGGAGGCGGGACCCGGAUGGAAACCUCGACAAGCAGCUGAGUUUUAAGUGCAAUGUUUCAAACACAUUUUCAAGUCUGGCACUAAAGAAUACAAUUGUGGAGGCUUCCAUUCAGCUACCGCCUUCUCUUUUCUCACCCAAGCAAAAAAGAGAGGUCAGACCCACCGAUGACUCUGUCUACAAGCUUCAACUCAUCGCGUUCCGCAACGGAAAGCUGUUCCCAGCCACCGGGAAUUCCACGCACCUGGCUGAUGAUGGCAAGCGGCGCACGGUGGUUACUCCCGUGAUCCUCGCCAAGAUCGAUGGUGUGAAUGUGGACACCCGGCACAUCCCGGUUAACGUGACGCUGCGUCGGAUCGCACACGGAGCGGAUGGUGUGGCCGCCCAGUGGGAUUUCGACCUGCUGAACGGACAAGGAGGUUGGAAGUCUGACGGGUGCCAUAUCCUCUACUCGGACGCGAACAUCACGGCCAUUCAGUGCUAUUCGCUCAGUAACUACGCGCUCCUGAUGGAUUUGACAGGGUCCGAGCUGUACACCCAGGCGGCCAGCCUCCUGCACCCUGUGGUCUACACAACGGCCAUCAUUCUGCUCCUGUGCCUCCUCGCCGUCAUCGUCAGCUAUGCCUACCAUCACAGUUUGAUUCGAGUCAGUGUCAAGAGCUGGCACAUGCUUGUGAACUUGUGCUUUCAUAUUCUCCUGACCUGUGUGGUCUUUGUGGGAGGAAUAACCCAAACCCGGAAUGCCAGUGUCUGCCAGGCGGUUGGAAUCAUUCUUCAUUACUCCACCCUUGCGACGGUACUGUGGGUGGGAGUGACAGCUCGAAAUAUCUAUAAACAAGUCACUAAAAAGGCUAAGAGAUGCCAGGACCCGGAUGAACUGCCGCCCCCACCAAGACCAAUGCUCAGGUUUUACCUGAUCGGGGGCGGUAUCCCCAUCAUUGUCUGUGGCAUAACAGCGGCAGCAAACAUCAAGAACUACGGCAGCCGGCCGAGCGCGCCCUAUUGCUGGAUGGCGUGGGAGCCCUCCUUGGGGGCCUUCUACGGCCCUGCCAGCUUCAUCACUUUUGUGAACUGUAUGUACUUCCUGAGCAUCUUCAUCCAGCUGAAGAGACACCCUGAGCGCAAGUACGAGCUGAAGGAGCCCACCGAGGAGCAGCAGAGGCUGGCGGCCAACGAGAACGGCGAAGUGAAUCACCAGGACGCCAUGUCUCUGUCUCUGAUCUCCACGUCGGCGUUGGAGAACGAGCAUACGUUCCACGCUCAGCUUUUGGGGGUGGGCCUCACCUUGCUCUUCUAUGUGGCUCUGUGGACGUGUGGGGCCCUGGCGGUCUCCUUGCACUACCCUCUGGACUUGGUUUUUAGCUUCUUUUUUGGAGCCACCUGUUUAAGCCUCAGUGCCUUCAUCGUGGUCCACCACUGUGUCAACAGGGAGGACGUGAGGCUGGCCUGGAUCAUGACGUGCUGCCCAGGCCGGAGCUCAUACUCCGUGCAAGUGAACGUGCAGCCCCCCAACUCCGGCGGGACUAACGGAGAGGCACCCAAGUGCACCAACAGCAGCGCAGAAUCUUCCUGCACGAACAAGAGCGCGUCCAGCUUCAAAAACUCCUCCCAGGGCUGCAAACUGACCAACCUGCAGGCGGCGGCCGCCCAGUGCCACGCCAACGCCCUCCCGGUGAGCCCUGCGCCCCAGCUUGACAACAGCCUGACGGAGCACUCUGUGGACAACGACAUCAAGAUGCACGUGGCGCCUCUGGAGGUUCAGUUUCGAGCAAAUGUGCACCCCGGCCGCCAUCAUAAAAACAGAAGCAAGGGCCACCGGGCCAGCAGACUCACGGUGCUGAGGGAAUACGCCUACGACAUCCCCACCAGCGUGGAGGGCAGCGUGCAGAACGGCGUGCCCAGGGGCCGGCCGGGCAACGGCGAGGGCCACUCGCGGAGCCGCAGGGCUUAUCUCGCCCACAGGGAGAGGCAGUACAACCCGCCCCAACAGGACAGCAGCGAUGCCUGCAGCACACUGCCCAAGAGCAGCAGAAACUUUGAAAAGCCAGUUUCAACCAGUAGUAAGAAAGAGGCACCAAGGAAGCCAGCUGCCGUUGAACUGGAAAGUCAGCAGAAGUCUUACGGCCUCAACUUGGCCAUUCAGAAUGGACCGAUCAAAAGCGGUGGGCAGGAUGGAGCCUUGCUGGAGCCCGACGGCACUGGCAACGUGAGGACUGGGUUAUGGAAACAUGAAACUACUGUGUAGGCUGCGGGCGGCGAGGAAGGAACCCACAAACUGUGAUAGGCACAUUCCUUAACUAUGAACACGAGCAGACAAACCGUUUACAGCCCCCUCCCCACAUUGAAAGCAUUUUUGAAUAAACGACUAAGUUUUGGAUGUUACGUAUUUUCUCGCCUCCGCCCCCUCCCCCAUUGUCGCUUUUGUAAUGAAUUUUCAAAAAAACCUUUCAAGCGUUGUUCUAGUGGUUAGCCAGCGAGACAUUUUGGGAAUCUGAAAUGUAAUUUUGCAGAGUCUUUAAUACCUACUCGACAUUUCAGGCUUGUAUUUAAUACAAUAAAUAAUAGAUGUUUGUCCUGGUAUCAAGCUUACAUUUUUAUAUUUUACUAUAGAAGCCUUGA
Messenger RNA from Condylura cristata (star-nosed mole), 4180 nucleotides. RefSeq names its product adhesion G protein-coupled receptor A3 (gene ADGRA3). Bases 432 to 3806 code for a protein of 1124 amino acids. The transcript has 19 exons. The record is from RefSeq and is a predicted model, not a curated record. Gene Ontology annotation, biological process: G protein-coupled receptor signaling pathway; cell surface receptor signaling pathway. Gene Ontology annotation, molecular function: G protein-coupled receptor activity. Gene Ontology annotation, cellular component: plasma membrane; external side of plasma membrane. Lineage: Eukaryota; Metazoa; Chordata; Mammalia; Eulipotyphla; Talpidae.